AUGCCUCUCUCAAACCUUGAAUCACUUCCAAACGAACUAUUGAUUGAUAUUAUUGAGAAAUACAUUAAUGGAGUAGAUCUACUAAGAGCUUUUGACUUUCAACUUAAUCAACGUUUCAAUGCACUUAUUACACGAUGCCAACGACUUCGUUUUGAUUUUAUUCGAUGUCAAAAAGACGAUUUUCGAUUCUGUAUGAAUCUUUUACCAGCCUAUAUCGAUAAAAUAGAAGAAUUAUUCAUAUCAGAACAAGACACACCUGGUCAAGUUGAUGCUUUUCUUUCUUUUUUACCAUCAUUUGAAUCAUUUAAACAACUUCGAACACUUUAUUUUCAUUUUGAUGGUGAAGUUAUUGAUUGGCAAAUUGUUGAAAGAGCUCUUAAUUCCUUAUCAAAAAUGACGAUUAACACUUUAUCAAUUAAAGCAACAAACACAGAUAAUAGAUCCUCAUUAGGAAAUGUUAUUGUCGAUCUUUUUCGCUUAAAAUCGCUUAAACAAUUUUCUCUUAUGAGUAAAAUAGAUUCUAUAAACUGGAGUGAUUUGGCCAAGGUCUCAUCAAAUAUUGAACAUUUGACUAUUUCUGGUAUACAUUUUCGAUUUCAAGAUCUACAAUAUAUUUUCAAAUGUACUCCUCAUCUUAAAUAUCUCGAUGUUGAUUUAAUCAAUAUAAUAUAUCCUUAUCAUGAUGAAACAGAAAGGAAACAAAAAAAGAAUAUGAUACCAACGUCUACACUUAGUACACUAGUCUUAUAUUUUCAACGAGACAGUUCAAUAACAAUGGAUAUGUUAACAGAAUAUUUGACAUGUAUACCUGUUUUAAAGCAUCUUGAAAUUAAAGCACACAGUAAACUUCUUGAUGCAAAUGCAUGGAAGAUGUUGUUGGAAACAUCCUUACCAUUACUAACUCAUUUUACUCUUCAAACAACUACAUUUCGUAUAGAAGAAGUUGAUCUUCAAGAUGUGCUCACUUCAUUUCAAAGUUCAUAUUGGAUAUCGAAAAAGAACUUCAAUAUAAUAGUAACCAAACAUGAAUAUUCGGAUUUCGAUGGUUUCGGCAUAGACAAAAUGAAACACAUUGUUCGAUAUGAAUUUGAUUGGCCUGUUAUUCAAUGUUGGAUAGCACCUAAACGUACUGGUAAUAAUAAUAAUCUUAUGAUAGAAUCAACAUUACCUAAUAUUUAUUUAAGAAGUAUUAAUUUAGCGCAAUAUAUCGUUGAACUUGUCCAUUCUAAUAUAGAUAAAAUACCUAAACUUGUUGUAUGA
Molecule: messenger RNA, 1260 nt
Organism: Rotaria sp. Silwood1
Lineage: Eukaryota; Metazoa; Rotifera; Eurotatoria; Philodinida; Philodinidae
Source: the annotation of a GenBank genome assembly